Magallana angulata is the source of this 3212-nucleotide messenger RNA. RefSeq names its product nicastrin-like. Bases 29 to 2170 code for a protein of 713 amino acids. Gene Ontology annotation, biological process: Notch receptor processing; protein processing. NCBI's taxonomy places the organism in Eukaryota, Metazoa, Mollusca, Bivalvia, Ostreida, Ostreidae. The transcript has 15 exons. Gene Ontology annotation, cellular component: membrane. The record is from RefSeq and is a predicted model, not a curated record.
UAAUUAGUUCGGGAUUGGGGUUCUAUAAAUGAUAGGACAGGGAAAUGAGAAAGAGAAAGGAAGAAUGACUCGUUUACGUUGUUAUCGACAGUUUAUUUUAUUCAUUCUAAGUUGUAUCAGCUUAGGUGCAAGUGAAAGAAUAAGUAGUAAAACGUAUGUGAUAGUGUCUGGAAAUGUAGCUUGUAUACGAAGACUUAACGGAACUCAUCAAGUUGGAUGUAGCUCUGAAAUAAAUGGUAAUGUUGGUGUUCUUCAUUAUAUAAACGACACAGACUCGUUAAACUGGCUGAUAAACAGUGGUCCUCACCAACCAUAUGUAGCCUUGCUUACCUCCCUGAAUUUUAACAGGGAUACAGUCCAACAGUUGAGGAAUUCAAAGAAAAUAACAGGGAUAAUUGUGAUUCACACUGAUGACUCUGCUACAACACCUCUUCCAGACAGCUUUUCUCCAGCAGAUAAAUGUCCAGGGGAUUUAUAUGGCCUAUAUCACAAUAAUCAAGAGUAUGGAAAUUGUAAGAAGGUGACUUGGAACGAGGAUGGAAAUGGGAUGUUUUUCGAGGAUUUUGAGUUCCCAAUUUCCAUUGUGACAAAUAAAAAUGAAACUGACUACCUCAUCAAUAAUUGCUAUUUGAAGUUUAAUCAGCCAACACAGGGAGUGCCCAGGGAGUAUCCUCUCUGUGCAGUACAGAUGAAAUCCAGAAUGGCCGCUGCCAAGGAUUCAGAGACCUGUAUCCGACGGACAAACACACCUACAAACCUCAAUCCGGACAAGUACUGUGAUGCCCUAGGGGACAAGAAUGUUAUCGGAUUUUUUAAAGAUGUUCCAGAAGACUACAAACCAGAGAAGAAAUCAAUUAUUUUGGCAAUGGCAAGGAUGGAUUCAUACAGUUUGUUUGAGAAUAUUUACCCCAGUGCAGACAACCAAGUCAGUGGAAUUGUUGCUCUUUUAGCUGCUGCUGAAGCACUCCGAAAAUAUAAAGAUCACUUUGACAACACCACUAAAGACAUCCUAUUUACAUUCCUAAAUGGAGAAGCCUUUGAUUACAUCGGCUCUACCAGGAUGCUCUAUGAUAUGGAUAAGGGUGCUCUACCACUAAAGCUGAAAAUGGACCAUAUAGACCGCAUCGUGGAAGUAAACCAGUUAGCUUACAGAGAGGAGGGACGGAUCUGGAUCCACGCUGAUCCAGUCAGUAGGAAUGACCCCAAUAUAUCCUCGGAGAUAGAUGACAUGAUAUCAACUAUCCUGGACAUUGGGAAAAACCUGUCAGACAUUGUGGGAGCUGUCAAUCAAACUCAGCCCCUCCCCCCAGCCUCCACCCAGAAGUUCCUACAGAAGACUCCGGUCCCAGCUCUAGUUCUGACUGACCACAAGAAAACUUAUACUAACAAAUAUUACAACAGCCGAUUUGACCUGGCCAAAACCAUCAGUGCAAUGGUAAACGCUUCUGACAGUGGGUACAACCAUGUGACGGAUCAGGCCAGUAAUUUGACAGUAGCAGCCACCCUAUUGGCCAGGUCCCUGUACACCCUGGCCACUGGAUCCCCCGCCCCAGAGGGUCUCAUGGCCGAGCAACAAAGUGUCACACACAUGCUCUACUGUUUCCUGAUCAGCCCUAACUGUGAUUUGUUCAAACAAGUCAUUCCACCCGCCAGAGAAGCUUUUGAUGAUUUGGCCUCUCAGAAGUCUCCUUAUCCAUUCUACGUCAGUGUGUACGGCCAGAUAAACAAUGUUACCAGAAUCAUACAGCGACUGUUGACCCACUACAUAGGGACUGUUGAAAAGAACCACACUGAAUCUUGUACCAGUUCUGAGAAAGCUUCUCUUCAGUUAUAUAACUACCUGUGGAUGGCUGGACCACUGAACUCUGACAACAAGACUAGGACUGUCACCUGUGUCAAGAGUCGGGUCACGCAAACCAAGGCUUACUCACCCGCAUUUGAGAUCACUGACUACAAUGGCUGGGGAGGAUUCCAGUAUUCCACAUGGACUGAGUCCAGCUGGGCAACCAAUGCCCUUCUCCUGAGAGUCUUCUUAAUUCCAAGCAAAGCUAUGGAGACUUCCAUUUUGUCAGGGGGAGUAAUCCUGACUUUGGUUUCCAUGGUGCUGAUCUAUUUUCUGAACAAAAAGGCGGACAUCUUGUUUGCCCACCCAAGACCAAGCAGUCUCUAAGGGAGCCAUCCUCUGCCUCCCAGGAUUGUGGUGCUGUGAUAAUGACCAUGUUUCAAAUCAAUUUGUAUCAAUAAUCUAUGUAGUCUCUAAACAUUAACAACCUAUAUAUGUACGAGUUUUUUGGCAUUGUAUGUAAAUAUUGUAAAUGUACUUGUUCAACAGUAGUCCCACCAUUUUGAGAUUCUAGAAAUGUCCUUAAUUAACAUUCUUAGUUCAAACAUGUGCCUGCAUCUUUUUCAUGAAAAUGAUGUUUUUUGAAGGGGGUCCUCCAAAAAAAGACAAGCAUUGUUUUCACAAAACACCAGCAGUUGUGCAUACCUACCAUUCCUAGUCGGCAGUUAAUUUAGCGUAAUGCAAGUAGGAGUACUUGUAAAUUAUGAGAUUCCUUCAUUGAAUACAAGUCCUACUCUGAAUUUGGUACAAAGUUACAUUUUUUCCCCUGAACUUGUUUCUUUUGUCCAUCAUGUGAUGUCUUUUUCUCUCAUGAGUAUGUUUCUUUUUCUGUUGAAGAAAAUUCACUGAUCAUGAAUAUAUUUGUACAUAGUAAUUGAUGCUUAUAUGUAUUUGAGAAUGGAGUUGUGUGUGAGAGUUUACAACUUUUGGCAGUAUGUGUGAACCGUAUUGUUAAUGUACAUAUAUGUAUGCCUAUAUCUGCUGUGGAAGGGUGGGAUGCAAGAGUGAGGCUUCAUAUCCUGUAAAGAAUGAGUCAUUUUAUAUUUUAUCUGAAUGGAAGUCUAUGGAGAGUCAUUUGUUGUAAUGAUCAAUGUACAAAUUCUUUUAUUUUACUUGUAUUUAUGAUGUGUGUUUGACGGGAAUACUAGAGAUAGUUUGUAAUGUUCAUAACACAUUUAAUGCUUUAUAGAGGAACAGACAUUCUUUGUCAUUUUUAUCGUUAUAAAUAAUAAUCCACCUUUGAAUUUCAGAUCAUUUACAUAUAUGAUUUUCUUUAGUAUGGUAAUUUAAAAAAAAUGAAAGAAUCAUUAUACAACUGUGCUGUUUGUUGUAAAAUUUAUUUAAAUAUAAAAGUACAACAUUCCAACAA